Rotaria sp. Silwood2 is the source of this 705-nucleotide messenger RNA. The record is from the annotation of a GenBank genome assembly. Lineage: Eukaryota; Metazoa; Rotifera; Eurotatoria; Philodinida; Philodinidae.
AUGAACGAAGCAAAACGGAUCAUUGUCGAAUUUGGCGCACGGCGUCAACGAUUUACAUUAACUGAUCCUAUAAUAUCAACUUCAAAACUUCGACAUUUAAUUAGUAAUCAUUUUGGUAUUAAACUCGAUAAUAAUUCUAUUUAUACAUUACAAAUGCAUAAUAAAACAUUAAAUGAAUAUUAUUCACUUAAUGAUGAUGCACAAACAUUUAAUCUGAUUAAAGACAUUGAUCAAUUACAUCGAUUUCGAAUUAUAAAUAAAUCUCUUCAAUUACAGAAACAUCACCUCUUCAAUAAUCUCCAAUCAACAGUUGGAAAACUUCAUAGUGCAACAAGAGAUAUUGAUAAACUUCAAAAUCUGAUUGGUACACUCAAUCAAAAUUGUGAUACUCUCAAUCAAUCAACGAUUGAGAAUGACAUUGAUGUUACAGACGAAUCUGUCGGUAAUGAUUGGGAUGAAGAAAAUUUUGAAAGUGUUUCAUGUUAUGAUAAUGGCUCAAUUUUUACUAAACCUUCACCACCUUCUAUUCCAAUAAUUAUGAAUUCAAAUAAACAACUAUUGCUCAUGACAGGUAAUAAUAUUCAAACACGUAUUAUUCCAUGUAAAUAUGCUGUUCGAGGAACUUGCCAUCUUGGUGAUAAAUGUUCAUAUUUACAUGAUGAAGCAUGUAUUCGAUCGGCUCGUGAAUGGGAAAGACGCUUGUAA